GGCACUUUCUCCAGAGCAUUAGUUUGAUGGCAGAGAUCGCACACUGAAGGAUAACGUCUCUUCAAAGAUGAUGGAAAUUAUAUCAACAGCCUCUGCCACCAUAGUUGCUGGUUGGCUUGUACUUUUCAUGGGCGUGAACUCGGUCGAAAUGUCACUGGUGGAGUUCCCCAAUGAAAGCACAGAUGCCAUGACUCCACACCCUUUAACCGCAGUUAUCAUGGAUCUUAGAAUCACUAACCGGACUUACAGUGACUCACUGGCUGACCAGCAAUCAGUAGAGUAUACAAUACUCAGGCGAGAGGUGGAGGAACUGUUGAAUGAGAUCUAUGACCCCACUCUUCUGACAUAUUUGGGGACGAAUGAGAUGACCUUCAGUUUUGGGUCUGUGGUCGCCAACUCUCGAUUGUUGUUUGGGACGGCCAUGCUUAAUCCAGUGCUUGUGAGAAGCAUUUUUCUGUCUGCGUACAAGCAAAUUCCAUCCGCAACAUUAGAGAUUGACCUCGGCUACUUUGAAAAUGAACUACCAGUUCAAGAACCAUUAGAAGAACAGGAGCCCACCAGCAGACCACCAUCAACACCACAGACAGAAAAACCCAUGGCCAUGCCCCUCACUUCCACUCCUGACAUCAUAACAGAUGCUGCAUCCCUCACCAGUCGCCAUCCAAUCACAUACACACCCAACAUGAACACCUCCUUUCUGUUGAGCUCCAGUGCUGAUGUCAAAAACACCACACACUCUUUCCUCUCCUCCAUCACUCCGAGCCCCACCUCAACACGCCUUAACAACACCACAAUGCACCCAAACACCACUCACUUACCAAUGAGCAAUACAAGCUUCAUCUUUGCAGCCCAGAAUGACACCACCGCUUCAACUCCCAAUGAAAGCACCUCUGCAGCCUUCAAAAGAUCCACCAAUGCAGCCCCAAAUGGCACCAUCAUUGCAGCCCCCUAUGACAUCACCACUGCAUCCUUUAACAGCACCAUCACUGCAGCCCCCAAUGACACCACCAUUGCAGCUCCCAAUUACAUCACCACUGCAUCCUUUAACAGCACCACCACUGCAGCCCCAAAUGGCACCACCAUUGCAGCUCCCAAUGACAUCACCACUGCAUCCUUUAACAGCAACACUACUGCAGCCACAAAUGGCAUCACCAUUGCAGCUCCCAAUGACAUCACCACUGCAUCCUUUAACAGCACCACCAUUGGAGCUCCCAAUGAUAUCACCACUGCAUCCUUUAACAGCACCACCACUGCAGCCCCAAAUGGCACCACCAUUGCAGCUCCCAAUGACAUCACCACUGCAUCCUUUAACAGCAACACUACUGCAGCCACAAAUGGCAUCACCACUGCAUCCUUUAACAGCACCGCCACUGCAGCCCCAAAUGGAACCACCAUUGCAUUCCAUAACAGCACUACAACUGCAGAUCCCAAUGGCACCACCACUGCACUUGGCAGCACCCUUCCCUCAAUCGACAGCACAACUGAUAUGAACUCUACAGUCAAGACCACUCCAUUUACAACAACACAACCUCCAAAUACCAUAACUGUGAGCCAAUCACCUACCACAGCCACUGCUCUGAUGCCUGGCUGGGUCAUCGCCCUCUUUGUGGUGGCGGCUGUCAGUCUCUUCCUCCUCAUCAUCCUCCUCAUCGUUGUGGUGGUGCUCUGGUGCAAUAAACCGAAACAAAGAGGUUUCGUGAAUGAACCUGAUGAGUCAAAUCCCCCCAUGUACUUCAAUCCAGAUAUCCCCAUGUACUCAACGCACAGCACAUUCCAUACAGCCAAUGGCAAACAAGCGGAUGUCAGAGAAAAACCUCCGAAAAACCGAACAGGAAUGUACGUGGUGAACAAAUGAAGGACACAGGUUCUCUGCCUCCUGCACCAUCAACCCUCCUGUGUGUGAAGUUUUGUUGAAAGAAAAUUAAACCAGCACUGCUUUGCAGUAUGCUGAAUGGAGUAGGAUUCAUGAAUACGGAUUUAUAUGCCAUUAAAUACACUCUUUAAAAUGUAUUUUCCUAAACUUUGAACAAGACCUCAGUGUACUUUGAAGCUAUAUAAAUGUUUCUUGUACGAAUGGAUUGAAUGAUGACAAUAAUGUGGUGUAAAAACAAUGAUUUAG
Molecule: messenger RNA, 2119 nt
Organism: Xyrauchen texanus (razorback sucker)
Lineage: Eukaryota; Metazoa; Chordata; Actinopteri; Cypriniformes; Catostomidae
Exons: 8
Coding region: 68-1855 (595 amino acids)
Source: RefSeq, a predicted model, not a curated record